CCUCUUGUCUUUUUCUCUUGCUGUUUUUAGAACUCGCAAUUUGACGAAAUGGCAAAGUCAAAGAAUCACACAAAUCACAACCAAAACCGCAAAGCCCACAGGAAUGGCAUCAAAAAGCCUACAAAUCAGAGGCACGAAUCCACCCUUGGCAUGGACCCUAAGUUCUUAAGGAACCAAAGGUUCUGCAAAAAAGGCAACCUGAAACCAGCAAAGCAGCUUGCCCGUGCCGCAGAGAGGAAAGCCACACGAGAAGCCAAGGCUAAGAAAUGAACAUCUAGGUGUAAGGAAAUAAAAAC
Molecule: messenger RNA, 296 nt
Organism: Spodoptera littoralis (African cotton leafworm)
Lineage: Eukaryota; Metazoa; Arthropoda; Insecta; Lepidoptera; Noctuidae
Source: the annotation of a GenBank genome assembly